Messenger RNA from Chelmon rostratus (copperband butterflyfish), 1603 nucleotides. It is a transcript of the gene tbx22, whose product is annotated as T-box transcription factor 22. NCBI's taxonomy places the organism in Eukaryota, Metazoa, Chordata, Actinopteri, Chaetodontiformes, Chaetodontidae. Gene Ontology annotation, molecular function: DNA-binding transcription factor activity, RNA polymerase II-specific; RNA polymerase II cis-regulatory region sequence-specific DNA binding. Gene Ontology annotation, biological process: positive regulation of DNA-templated transcription; regulation of transcription by RNA polymerase II; cell fate specification. Gene Ontology annotation, cellular component: nucleus. The record is from RefSeq and is a predicted model, not a curated record. The transcript is spliced from 8 exons. The coding region runs from base 1 to 1602 and encodes 533 amino acids.
AUGAGCUCGGACGCAGAACCCUGUGCGGGACAAAGUCAAAGUUCAGACGGAUAUACGAGUCGCAGGAGGACGGGAUCUUUCGCUAAGAUGCAGGGUCUGAGUUCCCGGGCUCACGCGUUUUCGGUGGAAGCGCUAGUCGGGAAACCAUGUAAGAGGAUGAAAGUGUCGGAGGGACACGAGUCAAGUUCAGCUGCAGACACCGGCAGCGAUACGAGCAUCUUCACCGGCCUGAACGAACAUCCAGUCAGCCAGAUGAAGAAAGCAGGUUCAACACCUCGGAUUACGGAGGACACCUCCCGUGACCCGGAGAGACAGAGUGUCAGGGCGAGCGCUGAGGAGGCUGACCCCAGCGGGGAGGAGAGCAAGCCGAAGGAGAGCGACUGCCGCCCGGAUAGAGAGGUCCGUGUAGAGCUGCAGGGCUCCGAGCUGUGGAAGAGAUUCUAUGAGAUCGGCACCGAGAUGAUCAUCACUAAAGCUGGCAGGAGAAUGUUUCCCUCCGUGCGCGUCAAAGUGCGCAACCUGGACCCGUGCCAGCAGUAUUACAUCGCAAUGGACGUCAUGCCCGUGGACUCAAAACGCUACAGGUACGUGUACCACAGCUCGCAGUGGAUGGUGGCUGGAAACACGGACCACUCCUGCAUCUCUCCCCGGCUCUACGUGCACCCGGACUCGCCGAGCGCAGGAGAGACGUGGAUGCGUCAGGUGAUCAGCUUUGAUCGGGUCAAGCUCACCAACAACGAGAUGGACGAUAAGGGACAUAUUAUCCUCCAGUCGAUGCAUAAAUACAAGCCUCGUGUGCACAUCAUCCGGCACGACCCUCGGAUGGACUUGUCACAGAUCCAGUCUCUGCCUGCUGAAGGAGUGCACAGCUUCUCCUUCUCAGAAACCGAGUUCACCACAGUCACAGCCUAUCAGAACCAGCAGAUCACAAAACUAAAGAUCGACAGGAACCCGUUCGCCAAGGGCUUCAGAGAUCCAGGAAGAAAUAGGGGGGUGUUGGAUGGCUUGUUGGAGUCAUAUCCCUGGAGAGGCCCUCUCAGCUUAGACUUCAAGCCUUUCACCAUACAGCUCCAAGGGGGCUCGGGGUCUCCGACCAGCAGCGUGAAGAGUCUGCUCCCUCUCUCCUCAUCUUCAUCCCUCCACCCGUUCUCCAUCUCCUCCUGCCCGGACGCCGCUCUCCAGACCCUUGCGCUCCCUCUCUACGGCAAGGCCUCCAGCCCCUCGCCCAGCUCCCCGCUGCCCAGCAGAGCCUUCUCUUCCCUGGGAGCAGACAGACUGGGAAGCCUGCCCCCGCUGAUGGACCUUCCGCUCCUCUCAGCGCUACAGGCAAAGAAACCUCCCCACUGUAGGGACCCAUGCCUUCACGGGUCUCCGGGGAGCUCCCCCUGCCUCUUCCCCUUCCACAGCCCCCUCAGCCCUCAGGGGCCCUCACUCCUCCCUCAUCUCUCUGACACUGCGGGCCCCUACUGUCUCUACCGCUACAGCUUCCCCCUGAACCCCCAACUCGCAGCUAUUUCCCGGCACGCCAAACUAGCCGAAGACACCACAGACUGUCUGCUGCGCCAGGCUCCGUGGCACCCGACCACCAACCACUGCCUCUGAC